AUGAAGAGCCAGAAACAGUCUCGGGGGCGCUCCUUAGUUUCGACGACAAUAUUCCGGUUUGGAAGAACCUCGAGCACUACUAUUGUCAUGAGCGACUUGAAGAUUCCCGAACCUGCCAAGCUGGUGAUCUUUGGAAACGACGACUCUCUACGAAAUUGCAGGAAGCAACCGGCACAGGUGCGGAAUAAGCUACACAAAUAUGGCAUCAGUAGAAAAGUUUCAGUAAAAACGCUAGCUCAAAAUUUCACACCAGUGCAACACAUUUGCUUACUUUGUUCCAUAUCUUGUAUAGUUCGUAUUACAGCAUCCUUCGCGCCAGUAAGGGCCAAAGUGAUACCCCACAGUAAUUUCACGCGGAUUUUUCAAUAUUUAGCAGAGCCAAUGAAGAGGAAAGCUUCUUCGAGGACCAAGCACAAGCCCAGAAGACCCAAACAUGAGGCUCGUCUAAUCCCAAAUGUACUUUAUCUGAACUCAAAUGCCGUAUGA
This is a messenger RNA of Lachancea nothofagi CBS 11611, 486 nucleotides long. NCBI's taxonomy places the organism in Eukaryota, Fungi, Ascomycota, Saccharomycetes, Saccharomycetales, Saccharomycetaceae. The record is from the annotation of a GenBank genome assembly.